Molecule: messenger RNA, 1413 nt
Organism: Suillus plorans
Lineage: Eukaryota; Fungi; Basidiomycota; Agaricomycetes; Boletales; Suillaceae
Exons: 10
Coding region: 111-1232 (373 amino acids)
Biological process (GO): isocitrate metabolic process; tricarboxylic acid cycle
Cellular component (GO): mitochondrion
Molecular function (GO): isocitrate dehydrogenase (NAD+) activity
Source: RefSeq, a predicted model, not a curated record
CGCCUCUCUUCAUAUUUUUCCUACAAUUUAUGUCUAAAACCAAAACUAACCGACCCGCUACCUGUACGAUAACUCCGUUUCUUUCCUUCAUUCCACAACAUCUGUAAGUAAUGUUCCGCAACGCUCUGUCGGCGGUGACCCGCCCUGCUCUUCAGCAGUCGCGAACUAUAACCACUCUUUCGGCUGGUUUUCCAAAAGUCACGCAAAGACUACCGACCAAGUACGGCGGCGUAUAUACGGUUACCCUCAUACCCGGUGACGGUAUUGGCGGUGAAAUCACAGACUCUGUCAAGGAGAUCUUCGAGCAUGUAAAUGCGCCCAUCGAGUGGGAGCAGUAUGAUGUCUCCGGCGUAUCUUCAGCAGGGGAGGAUCUUUUCAAGCAGGCAAUGGAAAGUCUCAAGCGCAAUAGAGUUGGUCUCAAGGGUAUUCUCUUCACGCCAAUCUCUCAAACCGGUCAUAUUUCAUGGAACGUCGCCAUGCGUCAACAACUCGACAUUUAUGCAUCUGUUGUGAUGUGCAAGUCUCUCCCUGGAUUCCCUACACGCCACUCCAACGUCGACUUUGCUAUUAUUCGUGAAAACACCGAGGGUGAAUACUCUGGCUUGGAGCACCAGAGUUACCCUGGUGUAGUGGAAAGUCUGAAGGUUUCCACAAGGGCCAAGGCGGAGCGUAUUACGCGCUUCGCUUUUGACUUUGCCCUCAAGAACAACCGCAAGAAAGUGACUUGUGUGCACAAGGCCAACAUCAUGAAGCUUGGUGAUGGUCUAUUCUUGAACACCUUCCGUCGAAUUGCGGAGGAGUACAAAUCUCUAGGCAUCGUGUCUAAUGAUAUGAUUAUCGACAACACAUCCAUGCAACUGGUAGCCAAACCUGGCCAGUUCGAUGUCAUGGUCAUGCCCAAUUUGUACGGUGCCAUCAUUUCCAACAUUGGGGCCGCACUUGUCGGCGGACCUGGUAUUGUUCCAGGAUGCAACAUCGGCCGUGACUAUGCUCUCUUCGAGCCUGGAUGUAGACACGUUGCUUCAGACAUCAUGGGCACCAACCGUGCCAACCCUACUGCUAUGGUUUUGAGUGCCACCAUGAUGCUCAGACAUCUUGGUCUCGAUUCCAUCGCCAACAGUAUUGCAAGCGCGACCUUCGAUGUCAUUAACGCCGGAGAGGUUAGGACUGCAGAUAUGGGUGGUGCGGCAACGACAUCGGAAUUCACCAAUGCUAUCAUCAAAAAACUUUAAGUUGUCUUCGUAAUCUUUGUACUACGCAACAGGUGCGGGACGCGGGGUCGACUGACAAUAUGCUGUAUAGAUGUGGCACUAGAUGUAGAUAGGCUUCGCAGCCGUCACGUACGAUUUUCAGAACACUCAUUUAUGCUAUGAACGGUGCAUUAAUGGAUCAUAUUCAUGGCUGUUAUAUAGU